Impatiens glandulifera is the source of this 573-nucleotide messenger RNA. RefSeq names its product serine/threonine-protein kinase BSK1-like. NCBI's taxonomy places the organism in Eukaryota, Viridiplantae, Streptophyta, Magnoliopsida, Ericales, Balsaminaceae. Gene Ontology annotation, biological process: brassinosteroid mediated signaling pathway. Bases 1 to 399 code for a protein of 132 amino acids. The record is from RefSeq and is a predicted model, not a curated record. Gene Ontology annotation, molecular function: protein binding; protein kinase activity. The transcript has 3 exons.
AUGAGCUUUCUUUUUCAAGAAUGGACACAACAGAUGAAAGACACGUUGGAUGCAAGGAAGCGUGGUGACUUGGCAUUCCGUGAUAAGGAUUUUAGAACUGCUAUAUAUUGUUAUUCUCAGUUCAUAGAUGUGGGAACGAUGAUUUCCCCAACUGUAUAUGGAAGACGAAGUCUAUGUUAUCUUAUGUGCGAGCAACCUGAUACAGCUCUCCAAGAUGCCAUGCAAGCCCAGUGUGUCCUCCCCGAUUGGUCGACUGCUUUUUACAUGCAGGCGGUUGCCCUUGCGAAGCUGGACAUGCACAAAGAUGCAGCUGAUAUGCUUAACGAAGCUGCUGCCCUAGAAGAUAAGAAGCACAAAGGAGGAGGAACUGGCAGAUGGCAUUUUUUCUAUUUUAUUUGAUUCCUCUUCUUGUUAAUGUUAUUGUUGUUGUUGGCUUUGACAGAACAAUUGUUGUGUUUAUAUAUAUAUAUAUGCAAAUGUAUUGUUUUAGGGUGACAUGUAAUUCUUACAGAAAAAUCAUAGAAAGGGGAAUUAGGAAACAUAAAGUUCAUCUUUUCCAUCAAUAAAGAGGCU